Ambispora leptoticha is the source of this 792-nucleotide messenger RNA. Lineage: Eukaryota; Fungi; Glomeromycota; Glomeromycetes; Archaeosporales; Ambisporaceae. The record is from the annotation of a GenBank genome assembly.
AUGUCUAAUGAGCGUACACCACCACCAUCUCGCAUUGAACUACGAAAACGGUUUACGGAACGAGUAAAUUCAGGAUCCGGUACCACAACAAAACCAACAAUGCCAGCGACACUCGAUCAGUUACCAGAUCACUUACGCGAAACAUUACCGGCUAAUUAUACUUAUAUCAUAAAGUCAUGUAAAACAUUGGAGCCAUCAAAAGUAGAAGGAGCACCAACAGUCGCAUUUGAUUCAACCUUUUAUGUGAAUAUUUCAUCUGCGGAAGGGAUCGAAGCAUGGCGAUCGGCGUUCAAUAAUAAAACAGGAACAGUAUUCAGAAUUACACGUGCGGAUAAAGUUAAAGGAAUAAAAGUUAUUUAUCAUAAAGAUUUUCAUUGUAGACAUGCUGACAUCGCCGCAAUUAAAUAUAUGCAAAAAUCUUAUGCGCCAAAAGCGGGACAAAGAAGAAAUAGAAAUACAAACUGUCAAUGUUUAGCAAAAAUUCGACUUGAAAAAGCUCGUUUAUUUUUAGAGAAUAAUAUUAAUGACAAUAAUACUACUUCUGUUGCAUAUAUUAAUGGAGACCAUCAUCAUGAUGACUAUAAUCAAGCGAUUUUAAUGACGUUGCCGACAAAUAAUUCACAUCAACAUGAAUCUGUUGCUAAUCGCUAUGCAUUACCGCAACCGCACCAAUUUACACGAAAAAGAACAGCAGAACUUGAUUUGUCAUCUUCGACGAUAAUAAACAAUAAACGUCGUUCACUAUCUAUUCCCGAGGUUCACAAUGUUAGUGAUCCUAGACAAUAUUUUUGA